AUCUCUUCUAUAGACACUGGAGUAGCUAACAGACUGUAAUGGCUCGCUCGUAUUUCUAUGCUUGUUUCUCUCUCCUGGUCAGUCUUGUUCCGUUGGCAGCAUUUCCUCCUCAGUUUAUGCCAUCAGAAUGGCAAUCCAGAUCCCACUACUCCAUUACACUCACUGGAAUUCUCAGAGCAGCAGCUUCUUUUAUUGAGGAAUAUGAUUUGCUGAACACAACUGAAUCUGAUCGAAGUCGAAUAGUUUCGAUGUACUUUGGGGAAGAUGGGAAUUCCUUUAGAGCUUUUCUUCAAACAAUCAACAAAAUUGUAGCUUUUGAAAAUGAAAUUCAGAGAGAUUUUGCAAGUGUUGCUUUCUACCAUGUUAAUGCUGAACAAAUUAUUACAGCACACAAUUACAUAAGGUCUCUGAGGCGACAGAUCCAGACACUGGCAUCAUCGGAUAAACCAGACAUUGAGUUAAUUCAGGAAAAGCUGGGCUAUUGUUUGUACACCAUACAAGCCUUUUACAGUAAUACCAACUGGGUAGAACUGAAUGGAGACACACACUAUGCAGAUUUUGGCCAAGAAAAUGUUACUUUGAUCGAUAUUGCUGAUUCUACCGAAAAGUCCUGCAAAAGUUGUGGCAAAGACAACAGUGGAAUCUACAACUGCACUGAUAACAUCAUCACCACAAAAUUAACAAGUGGCUACAGGGCUGGUCAGGACAUAUCAAAACCCACAGAGCCACUUGGAGCAAUCUUUGGUAAAUGCAGUCACGGAACAUCUGAUGAUAGCUCACGCACUGACCCAGCAACUGGCGGCAUUUACAAAGGCCGAGUAUCAAUGGACAGUGCACCACAUCAUAAGUGGCACCAUCAAGCUUGGGAAGCCGCUGCCAAAGCAACUCACCAUUUUUUAAUGGAUAAAAAAACUGGUAUGAGAAACAUCUUAGGAUCAGAUCUGUUUAAAGAGGUUCUCCAUAUCAAAUCAAGGCAAGAAGUAACGAAAAAUUCUCUAGCUUUCGUAAUUGAUGUAACCGGGUCUAUGUCUGGUGAAAUUGCGGGUGUGAAAAGGGCAACAGUAAAACUUGUGGAGGAAUCAAGAAACUCUAUAUUUGUACCAGAAAAAUACAUCCUAGUCACAUUCAGUGACCCAGAGAAUUUGACGACAGCAAGGGAGACUACCGACUGGAACCAAAUGAUAGACUUCCUGCAGGCUCUAAGCGUGAGCGGAGGCGGAGAUUGUCCUGAAUAUGCCUUGUCAGGCAUGCUUCUAGCAAUAAACAUGUCAAAUCCAGGCUCUCAGAUUAUAUUCUGCUCUGAUGCUAGUGCCAAAGAUGAGAAUAAGCGUGAUGACGUAGUAGAGGGUUUGAAAUCAAAAUCUCUGAAAGCUACUUACCUACUAACCGGCACGUGCACAACACGAAAAAGGAGAGAAACGCACAGACAGAAAAGAAGCACUGGGUACAAGCUAUUUGAAGACAUAGCUGCGGAAGCGGGAGGCCAAGUAAUGAGAACAACGACUUCAGAGAUAGAGACAGCUGUCGAACGUGUAGUAAAGACAAGCUUACCUUCAUCCAUCGUCAAUGUCAAAUGGUAUCUAUGGAAAACAUCACUUUCAUCAACUGUCAAAAUCAACGUGGAUAGUUCCAUAACAGUUCUGAUUAUUCAGAUAUCUGGCCCUACUACUAAUUCUGAUGUCACACUGAGAGAUCCAACAGAUUCGGAGGUGACGUUUUCAACUGAUGGUAAAACGAUCUCCCUCAGCUUUAAUGAUAUGACCAUGAGUAUUCAGUCUCCGAUGGCUGGUAACUGGACACUAAUACGAAACACCAUGUCCAGUACAUGGAAUCUGAACGUGACGGCGCAAAGUGACAUCGAUUUAUCUGUAAACCUAUUGGAAACAUCGGAUGACGGAAUGGCAUACCAAGUCUAUACAAAUCCAGUUUUAGGUUUCAACUAUACAGUUGCUAUUGAUGUACAGAAUUUGCCCGCAAAUGCCACAAUCGACAGGGCACAUUUGUUAGAUAACACAUGGUCAGAAGUAAAUGUUUUACAACUCACCAAUGUAACGUCUGAAGGAGUGUCCCGGUUCUCAUCUGCAUUAACUAUUAAUGAAAAGGUAAGCGGUGUACAAAUAGAGGGCACAGACGCUUUCGGAAAUCUUAUUGUAAGAGUCACGCGUUUUGAAAUCAUGCCAGUGGGGGUUCGAGUAAAGAUUCUUCCCUCUACAAAUGACUUAAAAUUCAAUGACGAGUCAAUGGUUACAUAUGAAAUUACAAACACUGGCAAUGUGGAGGCAUCGUUUAAAGUUGACAUUUCCGAUGAUAAAGGCUACCUACUUUCAUCAAACAGCACUGAUAUUAAUCUUCAAGCUGGUGAGACUGAAGUCAAAACAAUCAACUUAAAUGGGACUCAGAGCGGUUCUACAGUCUACUAA
Messenger RNA from Ostrea edulis (European flat oyster), 2420 nucleotides. Its product is annotated as von Willebrand factor A domain-containing protein 7-like. Bases 39 to 2420 code for a protein of 793 amino acids. Lineage: Eukaryota; Metazoa; Mollusca; Bivalvia; Ostreida; Ostreidae. The transcript has 17 exons. The record is from RefSeq and is a predicted model, not a curated record.